AUGGCUUCCCCUGCCAUCCACAAUCGCGGCGGACCCGUCCAGACUGCUCAUCCCGGAGUCUUCACCUGCUCACAGUCCAUCUGCUCAGACGCCGGCUGCGUGGACAACAGCCUACAGUUUGAAUGCAUCUCACAAGUCAAAGAAGGCUACGACAUCUCCUUUCUCGGGUUGACCAUGGAGUGUGACGGAGACAAGAGCGGAUACCCGUACUUGGCCUGUACUUGCAUCGAGGAUUUUGUCAACUGCGAUGACAACGGCGCUCUCCAAGGCCGGGGCAGUCCCAGCGUCGUGGGCGCAAACGGCUACGCUUCGGCCACGACGGUGAUUGGAAAGAAAGCAGGGAGUGCGGUGAAUACUCAGGCUGCGCAGAGUCAGCCGAGUUCAAAGAGUGCCGCCAAUAAGCUUGGAUGGCAGGUCAAGUUUGGGCUUGUCACUAUUGUAACGGCCGCGUUGGUCCUCUGA
This is a messenger RNA of Trichoderma gamsii, 462 nucleotides long. RefSeq lists its product as hypothetical. Lineage: Eukaryota; Fungi; Ascomycota; Sordariomycetes; Hypocreales; Hypocreaceae. The record is from RefSeq and is a predicted model, not a curated record. The transcript has a single exon. Bases 1 to 462 code for a protein of 153 amino acids.